GCUCGCCGCCGCCGCGGAGCGUGCGAGGGGCGGCCCGUGCGGGGAGCGAGCGCCGGCAGCGGGGACAGCGGGUCCAUGGAGCACAACCACCUCCACCUCCACAACGGCUCGCUCCUGGCGCACCACCGCUAUGGCUGCGGCUUGGGAUACGCACCUGUCGUCUACUACAGCCUGCUGCUCUGCCUCGGGCUGCCGGCAAACAUCUUGACAGUCAUCAUCCUCUCGCAGCUUGUAGCUCGCAGGCAGAAGUCCUCCUAUAAUUACCUUCUAGCUCUAGCUGCUGCCGACAUCCUGGUUCUCUUCUUCAUCGUCUUUGUUGACUUCCUCAUGGAAGACUUCAUCUUAAACAAACAGAUGCCUCAGGUACUGGACAAAAUAAUCGAGGUUUUGGAGUUUUCUUCCAUCCACACGUCGAUUUGGAUCACGGUCCCGCUGACCAUCGACCGCUACAUCGCCGUGUGCCACCCCCUCAGGUACCACACGGUCUCCUACCCCGCCCGCACCCGCAAGGUCAUCGUCAGCGUCUACGUCACCUGCUUCCUGACCAGCAUCCCCUACUACUGGUGGCCCAACAUCUGGAUUGAAGACUACAUCAGCACGUCCAUGCACCACGUCCUCAUCUGGGUGCACUGCUUCACUGUGUACCUGGUGCCCUGCUCCAUCUUCUUCAUCCUGAACUCCAUCAUCGUGUACAAGCUGCGGCGAAAGAGCAAUUUCCGCCUGCGAGGGUACUCCACGGGGAAAACAACAGCCAUCUUGUUUACUAUAACUUCUAUUUUUGCCAUACUGUGGGCACCAAGAAUAAUCAUGAUAUUGUAUCACCUCUACGUGUCUCCUAUAAACAACAGCUGGCUGGUCCAUAUUGUGUCGGACAUCGCCAAUAUGCUGGCGCUGCUGAACACUGCAAUUAAUUUCUUCCUCUACUGUUUUAUUAGCAAAAGAUUUCGCACAAUGGCAGCUGCCACCUUGAAAGCCUUCUUUAAGUGUCAGAAGCAACCUGUGCAAUUCUAUACAAACCAUAACUUUUCCAUAACGAGCAGCCCUUGGAUUUCCCCAGCCAACUCUCACUGCAUCAAAAUGCUUGUUUACCAGUAUGAUAAGAAUGGGAAGCCUAUAAAAAUAUCACCAUGAAAAGGCCAAUAGUUGGAGUUUCUGGGCACAAGUUCCUUUCAAGUGGUUACAUCUUCAGGAUGUAAUUUUCUGAAAUGGCUUUUUUGAAGAGAGGUCAUUUGAUUUCAUUUCCCUGGGCAGCCAGGGGCAGAUCAGACUGUCGGGAGGAAACAGGAGCACUUGAUUUUAGGAGCAAAAGUGAGAGGGCAAACACCUCCAUCUCUUAUAUAGCAUUUUGAAUAUGCUUCUGAGUUCAAGUCUUAGUGUUCAGUCACACUCAAAUGUUUUGCAUCCCAACACCCGUGCAAUCCAAAGUCAUCAGAAGGUCAAAGCCACAGCAGUGUUUAAUUACAACCUUUUAAAACACAACAAAACCUUACUUGACCAUCAGUUUGCUAUUGAGAAAGUAAACAGAUGCUUUUGUGUACUGUGGAAGGUGCCAUUUCUGGAGUGUGCACUUGCCAAAAAUGAUGUGUUGAUUCUGGCAUGAAAUGCCCCCAGACACAGUUGUGCUGUCAAGGCCUCCUUGCAGGAGGCAGUGUGUGAGACACAAAAGGUGACAAGCCUGAUUUUUGUUCAUUUGAACAAGCUUGAGGACUGAUACAGUACCUGUUGCAGCCUUGGCAUGGAAAGCAAUCCUGCAAGCUGCCAAUAUUUGUGUGUUUUAAGUUGUUAUUUAAGAAUGUGACUGGGACAGGGGAGCUUGAGGGAGGGAGGGAUGUUUCUAGAGCCAAGAACAAAAGCAGCAUCUUUCCCCAAAUAUUUCAAUCAUGGUGUCUAAGGACUUUGAAGGGUGAAACCAAGUCCUGCCUAAAGCAGAGCUCUCACUGAAGCUGCUACUGUGAGCAGUGACCAAAGCCUUCAAGUUCCUUCUUAAUCACAGAUUCUCAGUUAUCCCCCAUGUUCAGGCCUUUAGGGAUUAACAUAUAAAACCCUAAAUUUAAGAUUUUCUUCUGAUGGAUGAUGCUAUCCUAUUGCAAAUUUGCCAUUUAGUUGUUUAAAAAAAAACCCCAAAAAACCAUGAAAGAAAUUCAUUAAAUACCCAACAGCAGUAAAAACAUUGGAGCCUUAGUUUAAGCUGAUCUAGGUAUUCCACUUAUUUAGAGGAGGUUAGCUUCUCUUCCUUCACACUCAAAAACCAGCAUUCCAUCAAUGCUGAGUGUAGAAAAUAAGAGAUUUACAGGAAGGCUGAAAAUGCAUUUCUUUUCAUUUCUUUCCCUUUCAGAUCUUGGCACGUGGUCUCUGGGAGCCACAUGCCACAACCUCUUUAUUCACUGGGCACUUAGUAGAGACUCACUGGUGUGAGGGCAGUGAAGUGUGUGGUGAACACAAGCCCGGCGUGGUCAGUGCACACAGCAGACCCUCAGGAGCUGCAGGGCAGUGGUAGCUUGGUGCUAACUCUGUGUUUGUGCCUGUGCCCGUCACCAGUGCCAGCAGGGAGCUCGUGGUGCAUCAGGAAUGAACACAGAGAGGUCCUCUGAGGAGGAAUCCAGUCAGUCCUGCUAUGGUGGGAUCAGAGGGCUGAAAGCAUCUCUCUAAAACACAUGGAUGGCUCAGCUUUGGUGCAAAUCCCCUAAGAAAUGCCAAGUGAAGUCCUGCGGAGGACAAGAGCCUGGUUCCCUUAUGCCACAGAGGUGGUGUUUGCGCGAUGCCUGGUACCCACAUCCUGCAAGAGCCAACCCCACCAGAGCUGAACUCACCUUCCCCAGAAGGGAAUGGCAGCAGAAGGCCCAGGCCAUGGACACCAGGCCAUGGACACCAGGCUAUGGAUUCCAGGCCAUGGACACCAGGCCGUGGACACCAGGCCGUGGACACCAGGCUAUGGAUUCCAGGCCAUGGACACCAGGCCGUGGACACCAGGCUAUGGAUUCCAGGCCAUGGACACCAGGCCGUGGACACCAGGCCGUGGACACCAGGCCGUGGACACCAGGCCGUGGAUAGCAGGCCAUGGAUAGCAGGCCAUGGAUAGCAGGCCAUGGACACCAGGCCGUGGACACCAGGCUAUGGAUUCCAGGCCAUGGACACCAGGCUAUGGAUUCCAGGCCAUGGACACCAGGCCGUGGACACCAGGCCAUGGACACCAGGCUAUGGAUUCCAGGCCAUGGACACCAGGCCGUGGACACCAGGCCGUGGACACCAGGCCCCCAGCACAGCAUGGAGACGUGCUCUCCAGAGAGGUCCAGGCUCGCUCAGGGCAGAGAGGGGAUGCCCAGGGCCCUCCCAGUGGCAGAGCUGCUCAGCAAUUCUCUGGGAGGUGCUGAGGCACCCCAGGGACCCCCCAGAGCAAAGACAGGGGCAUGUCAGGGGAAAUGGGGGCUGAGGGCAAAGCUGAACCUUUCCAGCCUCACCCACCAGAGGGAUGGAAUCCAUUUCAAUGUCCCCAGAGAGAAAUGAGGAGCUUCUCAGUCUCUUGGCUCUUCAUCCUUGUGAUCUCAAAGCUUCACCUUUGCAAUAAUGAGGUGUAAAAGAGAUGCUCAGCCUUGCUGUAUCUGUCAUGACAAGGUUAAAAUUAUUGCUCCCUUUAUAGUGUUUUACAGAAAUGAGUUUUGUGGCCAUCCUCCCUGCCCUUCUCUGAGAAACCUCCCCCUGGUCUUUGUCAGUUGAUAGUAACCAAAGUUACCUUAUGGAAAAGGUACUGUACAUUUCAUUUUGGAAAAACACUGUAUUUAUAACUUAUUUUUAUUCUACAUUUGUUAUGAGGAAUGCUUAAUGAAUUAAAUGUGAAUGAGUCUGAAGUGCAAUAUCUGUAUAGAUAAGUGGUUCAUUUUUGAGAAUGUAUCUAUUGAAAAAAUACCUAUUUAUACAAGAAGUUCACUAUUCUACUUAAUAUAAUAGCAACCUUAAAGAAAAUAGUGAAUGUUUAGGGCUUUUAUUUAUUAAAAAAAUUCAAUUAAGUGCAUGGCAUAUGCUGCCAUUCACAUGCUGUUACUUAUUAAUUUUUGUAACAUAAUGUUUAUCCUGCAAACUAUCAGUGUCAUCUGAUUUUUUCUGUCCUGAUAAUGUAUUUUUGUAAAUUACCAUAUUUAAAAACAAAAAUCUUUCUGUGGUUUUUUUUUCUCUAUGAAAAAUAACGCAUUCAGCUCUUGUAACUUAUUUGAAAAUCUCACAAUCGUUUUCCAUACCCUUUUAGGAAUGACAAGGUGCAAUUUUCAUGUACAGUGGAUAGAUCAUUUCACUUCUGCUAAUUUAGGGCUUUAAAGGCUUUCUUCCAAAGCCCUUUGAAGUUAAAGGGAAUGUUGCUGGUGAGUUUUGUCGUUGGUUUUUCCAAUCCCCAUCGUUUUAGGAGGGCUUUGGAUCAAGCUGUAUCUUGUUAGCAAACAUUCAAAGCCUUCUUAGAGUCCAGUCUGGAUAAUAAAGCCUUGACUUUUUAGUCUGCCAUAUGGGAGCUGCUGUUGAUAAUACUUGCCUUAUUUUUGGUUGUGUGAAGCAUCUUGCAAUGACUGUUGCUAACUAGCCAUUGUCUUGCUGUAUUAUUUGUACCUCCUAAUUUUCCAAUAGUAAAAACUUAACCAAGCACAUGUAGUGUCAUUAUUUAGGGAAAAAGUAUCCUGGAGACAAAACCAUCUUUGUUGUGGAGAUGGUCUUUUGUACUCUAAUUUAUAUUUCAAAUAUCUACGAUUAGAAAAAAUAAGCUGUGAAUGGACAGUUUUACAAUUACUUAUAGGUAUACAUUCUUGAAGACCACAACUAGGAACAAAAUACUUUUUAGAUGAGUUGCUGGUAUAUAAAAUUAUGGGACCUAUCACCUAUUUAAAUUGUGAAUAUUGAUAUUUUCAUAAGUAGACAAUAUAUUGUGUUUGAUGAACUUGUUUGUAUUAUAAUAAAUUAUGGUGCAUAACUUAUAA
Haemorhous mexicanus (house finch) is the source of this 4955-nucleotide messenger RNA. It is a transcript of the gene GPR139, whose product is annotated as G protein-coupled receptor 139. Bases 76 to 1131 code for a protein of 351 amino acids. The transcript has 2 exons. Gene Ontology annotation, cellular component: membrane. Gene Ontology annotation, molecular function: neuropeptide receptor activity. The record is from RefSeq and is a predicted model, not a curated record. Lineage: Eukaryota; Metazoa; Chordata; Aves; Passeriformes; Fringillidae. Gene Ontology annotation, biological process: G protein-coupled receptor signaling pathway.